Molecule: messenger RNA, 557 nt
Organism: Phyllotreta striolata
Lineage: Eukaryota; Metazoa; Arthropoda; Insecta; Coleoptera; Chrysomelidae
Source: the annotation of a GenBank genome assembly
AGGCUUAACAAUAACUGUCUACCGGACAGUUCUUAACCAAAAUUUCCGAAUCGUUUGUUGUGUAUGUUUCCAUUUUUCCAUAAUGCCAAAUCCUUUAAAAGCCCUUAACGAACAUUUUUUGUACAACCACAAACUGGCUAUGACCUUGCAGCAAUUGUUGCACGCCAGCGAUCGCGGAUUAAUAUCGAUAUGGUUCGACAAGCUAAUGGACAUGGACAAGUCGGUGGAGGAGAUAAUCAUCAGGAGCGAUUACAUGUGGUUUAUAUUGCUAAUGAUGCAAAGCAAAAGGAUUAGGGAACCUUUCAACAGGCUGCCGCCAACUAAUGUGCAGCCGUUGAAAAAAUUCGUGCCACCUCAUGUGUACGAAGAAGUGCUUAUUGCUAACGAACCCAAUAUGAAAUUUGUUAAUCAAAAAUUCCGUACUAAUGAACACAGGGAUAUCUAGCAUCAGGUACCAUUUUUGCUCGACUUGCGUUAGAACUAAUUUCUUUUGCCCUCUGUAAGUUUUCGCCAGCUGUAUGAAUAAAUAAAAUUGAAUAAAGUUCACCUAUGUCAAA